ACUCUGGGAGGGCUCACGCCAAGGAGUACUUCCCAGAACUUCGGCUGCCAGCGUCACCCUCCACACGGUGAAACAGAGCCACCCCCUGCCUCUGCAGGAGACCCUCCAACACUAGCAGGAUUGGCCACAAAGAAACCUGUAAGUAAUGGAAGGAAACACUCUGCUGGUAAAGAAUGUUAUGGUCCUGAACCUCUACCACCUGGUAUGUCUGGUUUCCUGCCAUGGCGUACUGCAGAACGUGCAAAAAGCAACAGAGGAAAAAAGAUAACUCACACAUGGCUUCUGCCUAAUGAGCCCUCUAAGGAAGAAAAACAAAAAGUAAUUGGGAGUUUCAAGUUGUUUCUCAAGUGUCACAACAGAGGUAACCCCGUGGGAGUCAUGAGGAGACUAAAAUUAUCUCCAAUUGUGCAGGGGCUUUCCAUUCAUCAGACUCGUGAUGUAUGUAGUCAGGUGCGUCCAUCAGAAUUUCCUGUGACUGUGACAGUAGAGAGUCCUUCCUCCUCAGAAAUCGAAGAGGUCGAAGAUUCCUCAGAAAGUGUUCAGGAAGAGCCAGAGAAAAUCAGUUUGAAACAAGAAGCAUUGCAGGAAAAACUGGAGGAGUGCCUAAAGCAGUUAAAGGAGGAAAGAGUAAUAAGACUUAAGGCUGAUAAAUGAGUCAAUGAGCUGGAACAUGAAAAUGCCCAGUUAAGAAAUAUAAAAUUCUCUUUGUCUGAAGCCCUUCAUGCCCACUCAUUGACAAGCAUGAUCCUGGAUGAUGAAGGUGUUUUGGGCAGCACUGAGAAUUCUUUUCAGAAGUUCCAUGCUUUCUUGGAUCUCCUUAAAGAUGCUGGGCUUGGGCAGCUGGCCACAAUGGCUGCUAUAGAUCAGUCAGAUUUUCAUUUACUAGGUCGUCCCCAGAUGAAUUCUACUGUUAGCAGUCCACCUAAAGAAGAAAAGAAAGCACUUGAAGAAGAAAAAUCAGAAUCAAAGCAGAGUGCCCCAGUACAAACGCAAAAUCUCCAAUUUCAGAAAAUUACAGGUGAUGCUGGGACUCCUUUGCCUCUCGACUCCUUCCAUGUCCCAGUCUCUACUCAGGAGGUCUUAGAAACUUCCAAAGACAACCUGGGGGUCCCAGUCACAGAGCAGCGGCAGGAGUCUUUUGAAGAUUUCAUUGCUAGAACAUGUUCUCCUUCAGCAGACGUCAUUUCUGGAACUGGAAGUCAAAGAAAAGAAGAGGAAUUAUCUAGAAAUAGCAGGUCUUCUUCAGAGAAAAUGAGCAAAGCAGGUGAAUAUACCAAAAAAUACUCUGCUAAGAAACAACCCGGGAAGGACCUGCAUUCCUGCUCUGACUCACCUGUAAAGCAGAAAAGCAAAGGAAUUGGGCAAAAUAAUUAUUUGCUUAAUGAACCAAUUAGAAGUGAGUCUUUGAAAAAACACAUUUUUGUUAAGAAAGAGAGUAGAAUAGUGACUGUUUCAUCAAAGACAACUAAAAGUAAACUCAAUCUACUAGAACAUUCUGAAAGUGAUACUCGUGGAUUUGAUUGUGAAUUUCAAGAAAGCAUCCAUACUCCAUCACACCUAACAUAGGUCUAAAUCUUUUAAAAUCUUUUAAAAUUAUGUUUUUGCCUUCAAAUUUUAAUAAAUUACUUAUGUUUUUAUUAUAGCAUAUGGUGUUUUAAAAUACUUGACUGGAAACCAUUAGAGAAAGAUUUAUCUAUACUUUUUUAUUAUAAUGAAAGUUUUGGUGUAUUUUUCCUUGUGACACUUUGCACCAUUCAUUCAGCUAGUGUUUACUGAGGGCUUCAUAUGUACAGUACUUUUCUGGGUGCCAUUGCUUUCAGCAGUGAACAAAAUAAAGCCUUUACUCUCCUGGAACUAGCACUCUGUGGUGGGAGAAAACAUAAACAACACAACAGGGUAAGGGGUAAAAAGAGAUGGGAAUAAUAAAUGGAAUAGUUUUACCAUUUGGUUAAAUGUCAAACUAUUAUAAAUCACAUGGCCAGAAGCCAUUGACGUAUUUUAAUUCACAAUAACCAGAGAGCCUCAAACAUUUACCAAGGCACUUAACCGUGUUUAUGGAUUACAGCAACGCUAUGAGAUUGGGAACUAUUACCAUCCCCAUUUUAUAGAUGAGGAGUCGGAGGAGACAUUAUGUGAGUUGCCAAGAAUUACACAGCUAUAAGUAAGUGGUAAGCUGUGAUUUGACCCGAACCCAUGC
Balaenoptera musculus (blue whale) is the source of this 2197-nucleotide messenger RNA. RefSeq names its product centrosomal protein of 78 kDa-like. The transcript is spliced from 9 exons. Gene Ontology annotation, cellular component: centrosome. NCBI's taxonomy places the organism in Eukaryota, Metazoa, Chordata, Mammalia, Artiodactyla, Balaenopteridae. The record is from RefSeq and is a predicted model, not a curated record.